CCUGAGAAAAAGAAAAGCUUUGUGGGAUUUUUAAUUCGGUCCAUUUUUGUGCCUUCACAUGCAGUCUCAAAGAGAGAGAGAAAAGGACAAAGGCAGUUGCUUUUUGGGGUUUUGUUGUAUUUUCCGUUAAAGAAAGUUAGGGUUUUAGAUCGUAGAAAGGACUGUUGAAGCACUAGUGUACUGUUAUUACCUUACUGGAGCUGCCGGGCACAGAAUAUUUUCUGGGUCCGCUUGUAUUUAUUGCCAGUGGUUGUUGAUUUAUCGACCCAUUACUUGUUUCUUUAUGGCUUUGUUGUGGCGAUUAUACACGGUGCUUGGACUUGGUAAUGUAUGUGUAGUAAUCCAUGUUUAGCCUGCCGUAAAGCUCUUGUUUGUAUGAAAAGAAGUGGUUUUGAUACCAUAAAGUUCAAGGUUUUUUUAGCAGCACUCGUUACUGGCGUGCCUUACAUUGUGCUUGAAAGUUGAGAUGUACAAGAAAAUGCUGCAUUAUGUGUGGCUAGAUCUCUGAUUGGACCACGGUUCUGCGGUUCGUCUAGUUUGGUUAUUUGAAAGUGGAUGUUUUCUCUGUUGAAGCAGUGUCCUUUUUGGGUUGCUGAUGCUCACUGAAAUCCCAGUCAGUCGAUUCAAGUACUGGGUUUUGGCCUAAGGUUUUCCAUUGCCUGGUAAGGAGCACCGCAUUGAGAGGUUUUUGGUUCUAAGUUUUUGUUUUGCUUUGUGAAGGAGAUUAUUGCUAAUUGUUUAAAAGAAAGGCUUGUUGGGUUAUCUUGUUUUGCUUUAACUGGAUUGCAGCUUAGCUGACAUUAUUUAGUAUCAAAAUUGAUAUUUUCAGGACCCUUGGUUGUUAUUUCUAUUCUGUAUUGAUGUCGUAAACAGCCAGUGUUUCUUGUCUGAGUUGUGCGAUAUGAGUUCAAAAUUCCCCUUUUGUUGUUGACAUUUUUCCUAUAGCUUAGUUGGGGGGAGCCAUAUUUAGUUUCACUAUGAAGCUCGUUAGGCUUUUGGUAUUAUCUCUACUUUGCCUUUUGGCUUUGGGGCAGCUUCCUUCACAGGACAUUUUGGUUUUGCUUGAAUUUAAGAAGGGUAUCAAGCAUGAUCCGACAGGUUUUGUCCUCGAAUCAUGGAAUGAGGAGUCCAUUGACUUUGAUGGGUGCCCUUCUUCAUGGAAUGGGAUUGUUUGUAAUGGUGGAAAUGUUGCCGGUGUUGUGCUUGAUAACCAUGGCCUAUCAGCUGAUGUGGAUUUGAGUGUCUUUUCAAACCUCACAAUGCUUGUAAAGCUUUCUAUGGCAAACAACUCUAUCAUGGGCAAGAUUCCCGAUAAUAUAGGUGAUUUCAAAAGCCUUCAGUUUCUGGAUCUCUCCAAUAAUCUGUUCUCCGCUUCGUUACCGCUGGGUAUUGGUAAAUUAGAGAGACUACAGAACCUGUCAUUAGCGGGGAACAACUUCUCAGGCUCAGUUCCAGAUUCAAUUUCAGGGCUUCUAUCAGUUCAGUCUUUGGACUUGAGCCGAAACUCCUUGUCAGGAUCACUUCCAGCAUCAUUGACAAAGCUCAACAACCUUGUCUAUCUAAAUUUAUCGUCUAAUGGGUUUACCAAGAGAAUUCCAAAGGGUUUCGAGCUAAUUUCCAGUCUUCAGGUGUUCGACUUGCAUGCCAACAUGCUUGAUUUUCAUCUAGAUGGAGAGUUUUUCCUCCUAUCAAAUGCUAGUCAUGUUGAUCUUAGCGGAAAUAUGCUAGGAAGCUCUACCUCUCAAAAACUGUUACCAGGAAUUUCUGAGAGUAUCAAACAUUUGAAUCUUAGUCACAAUCAGCUUACCGGUUCACUGAUAAGUGCGGGGGAGCUGCCGUUGUUUGAAAAUUUGAAGGUCCUGGAUCUGAGCUACAAUCUGCUUUCGGGAGAACUGCCUGGAUUCAAUUUUGUUUAUGAGCUUCAGGUCCUUAAACUCAGCAACAACAAAUUUUCAGGGUUUAUUCCUAACGACCUACUUAAGGGGGAUUCUCUGCUUUUGACAGAGCUGGAUUUGAGUGCCAAUAACCUCUCAGGGGCGAUAAGUAUGAUAAUGUCAACAACACUGCACAUGCUUAAUCUCUCCUCAAAUGCACUUACUGGUGAACUUCCUUUACUGACUGGAAGCUGUGCUAUACUCGAUUUAUCGGAUAACCAAUUCACAGGAAAUCUAAGCAGAACUAUAAAGUGGGAGAAUAUAGUGCAUCUUGAUAUCAGCAAAAAUCAACUGACUGGAUCUAUUCCUGAGGUUUCUGCACAAUUUCUGCGUUUAGAUUACCUCAACCUCUCUCAUAAUUCUGUUAGUGGUUCUAUCCCUGAAGUUGUCGGUCGGUAUCCAAAGCUUAGAGUCCUUGACUUAAGUUCCAAUAAGUUGGAUGGAUCCAUUUUAACUGGUUUGCCAGCAUCACCUACUUUGCAAGAACUUCAUCUUCAAAACAAUUUACUCUCUGGUGCCGUGGAUUUUUCUUCUCCAAUCAAGACCAGUCUUCUGGUUCUUGAUCUUUCUCACAACCGGCUUAACGGAUAUUUUCCUGAUCAGUUUGGGUCAUUGACUGGCCUUCAAGUGCUCAAUCUUUCUGGAAACAAUUUUUCUGGUUCUAUUCCAACUUCCAUGUCUGACAUGAACUUGCUAAGCUCAUUAGAUUUGUCACAAAAUCACUUCACAGGUCCUUUGCCAAAUAACUUUCCUAGUAGUCUUAAUAGCUUUAACAUUUCAUACAAUGAUCUCUCUGGAGUUGUUCCUGAAAACUUGAGGAAGUUCCCUAGUUCUUCUUUCCAUCCUGGAAAUACUGGGCUACGUCUUCCUAAUGGUCCUCCUGGGUCAAGCAAUUCACCUGCUGGAUAUUCGAAGAGGAAACCAUUUAACACUUUGGUCAAAGUGAUAGUGAUAGUUUCCUGUGUGGUUGCUCUGAUUAUUCUUAUUUUACUUGCUAUUUUCAUACAUUAUAUUCGUUUAUCAAGGAGAUCUCCACCAGAGCAUGUCACCAGUAAAGGCAUUGACGGGCGCUCUGCAGAACGUUCCUCUGGUAUGGGUGGAACACAGAGUGGUGCUGCUUUGGUUGUUUCAGCUGAGGAUCUCGUCACUUCUCGGAAAGGAUCAUCAUCUGAGAUCAUUAGUCCUGAUAAAAAACUGGCAGCUGCAACUGGCUUCUCCCCAUCAAAAAACAGCAAUUUGUCUUGGUCACCAGGGUCUGGGGAUUCAGUCACAGCUGAAACCCUUGCAAGACUGGAUGUGAGGUCACCAGACCGAUUGGUUGGAGAGCUGCAUUUGCUUGAUGAUACAAUUUCAUUGACACCAGAGGAGCUUUCGAGGGCCCCAGCUGAAGUGUUGGGCAGAAGCAGUCACGGAACUUCAUAUAAGGCUACACUGGAUAAUGGGCUAUUUUUGACUGUAAAAUGGCUGAGAGAAGGAGUGGCGAGGCAGAGAAAGGAGUUUGCUAAGGAGGCUAAAAAAUUUGCAAACAUUAGGCAUCCUAAUGUGGUUGGUUUGAGAGGGUACUACUGGGGCCCUUCACAACAUGAAAAGCUUAUCCUUUCAGAUUAUAUCUCACCAGGAAGUCUUGCAAGCUUUCUUUAUGAUCGACCGGGAAGAAAAGGUCCUCCAUUAACCUGGGUCCAGAGGCUCAAGAUAGCAGUUGAUAUUGCACGCGGACUUAACUAUCUCCAUUUUGACCGUGCUGUUCCACAUGGUAACCUUAAGGCGACGAACAUUCUACUGGAAGGACCUGACCUGAAUGCACGUAUUGCUGAUUACUGCCUCCACCGCUUAAUGACCCAGGCUGGCACCAUUGAACAGAUUCUUGAUGCUGGGGUUUUGGGUUAUCGCGCACCAGAGUUGGCUGCAUCGAAGAAACCAUUGCCAUCUUUCAAGUCAGAUGUCUACGCCUUUGGAGUAAUAUUGUUGGAACUUCUAACUGGUAAGUGUGCUGGUGAUGUCAUUUCUGGUGAAGAGGGAAGGGUUGAUCUGACAGAUUGGGUGCGAUUGAGAGUGGCGGAAGGUCGUGGUUCAGAAUGUUGUGAUGCCACAUUGAUGCCAGACACGCAGAAUCCAGCGGUUGAGAAGGGAAUGAAGGAGGUCCUUGGAAUAGCAUUACGAUGCAUUAGAUCGGUCUCUGAGAGGCCAGGUAUCAAGACUACCUAUGAAGAUCUUUCAUCUAUAUAGCUUGCUCAUCUCAUUUCUUUCUGCUUAGUUUUCAGGGUAUUCGAUAUCUCAUCGGCCUCCUCUUUUGAGUGAUGAUGUUAGCCUUUUGUCGUGUGAUCAGCUGACUACGUUAACCAUUGUCGUAAAAAUGGGGCUUAUUUCCUUAUGGACACAAAAAUUUCCAAAUCAAUGGCUAUAUGAUCAUUUUUGUACCAGAUGAACAAGGAUGUGAAAACAGGUUUCUGCCAUUGGUAUUGUGUCAAUAUCAUUACAGAAGUUAACAACAUUGUGAAUCACCACCAGCUGCUAAGAUUGUACAUUGGUGUCAUUUAAAUUAAAUGUCAAGAUACCGCAAAACACAACCAUAUCUCAGGGAUGAAAGUCAGCACGGAAGCUGUCUAAUGGACAUCAUCUUGUACUGGGAAUCUGCCUGGAUUCAAUAUCCUGGAGGCGAAGAGUUACAGCUCGCUUAUGGGCUUCCAGCCCCUCAACUUCA
Messenger RNA from Tripterygium wilfordii, 4635 nucleotides. RefSeq names its product LRR receptor-like serine/threonine-protein kinase GHR1. The transcript is spliced from 3 exons. Bases 978 to 4160 code for a protein of 1060 amino acids. The record is from RefSeq and is a predicted model, not a curated record. Gene Ontology annotation, molecular function: ATP binding; protein binding; protein kinase activity. Lineage: Eukaryota; Viridiplantae; Streptophyta; Magnoliopsida; Celastrales; Celastraceae. Gene Ontology annotation, biological process: protein phosphorylation.